GGAGUCCUGGAGGGACAGGAGGAGGACAGAUAAGUGUGUGUGUAGGCUGAGGCAUAGCAUACAGUGUGUGACAGUCAUAUACUGACUUAGAGAUGAGAGAAACAGAGUGUGGGCGGGACAAUGAUGGUGGGUGUGGUUUCAUAAAAGCAUCCUCACCAAUGAUCCUCUGUUGAUGUGCUUCUAACGGUGACCUGUGGCUAGCCCCUCCCCCAGCCAGUUGUUCUGUCUCUGAGGACCCUAGUCUGAACAUCACCUAUCAGUCUAUCACUACUCUCCUUUGACACCUUCACCAGUCCUACCCAGAAGUCCUUCCCACAGGACGUCCAUCCAUCAGGGAUACUUGUCAACCCAAGGACCAAGACCGCCAGGAACAGGGGUAAUAGAAGGAGCAGCCAGCCUUAGUGAGCCGUCCCUGGGGUCAGCUCGAAAGGUUGAUGGAGGGUUAGGGACAGGGUUAGGGACAGGUGCACCUGUUGUCUUACUAUCUGUUGGAGCCGACCCAGACACCAGAGCCUCACAGCUGGCCUGGAGACAUACUGUAAAUGAGUUCCACUUGGACAGACAAACACCAGCACCUUCUGAGGUAGUUUUACCCUUUAUAACUCAAGGAGGAUUUUAUAAAGGAUUUAUGAUACUCUCCCAAUUCAUGUCAGGGAAAAGGAGUAUAACUGUUUGACUCCUGAGCAGAAUGAAUCAUCUGGCUCACCACAGUGAAAGAUGGGGUCUAGGCCUAAUGGUUUGUUCAUGAUGUAUCUUCUGAAACUCUCAUCGUGAACUAUGGAACACUCUGGUUCACCUCUGACCCCCGACCUCAAUGAUACUACAGCCAAUGACAGCCUGUGGUGGGGGCUGGGGUCGCCCCUCCCCUCAGCCCCUAGCAGACAGCUGGGCACCUUGCCCAACGCUCAGACCCGCUUCAAGGACCUGUCAGGGAUAUUGUUCAUGGUGACCCUGAACGUGGUGGCCCUGCUGGCUAACACAGCCGUGCUGGUGGUGGUGGUCAAGGCCCCACACCUCAGGAAGUUUGUCUUUGUGUGCCACCUGUGUGCGGUGGACCUGCUGUGUGCCGUGCUGCUCAUGCCCCUGGGCAUUGUGUCCAACUCGCCGUACUUUGCCAGCGUAGUGUUCACAGUGCUGGAGUGCCAGGUUUACGUCUUCCUCAACGUGUUCCUCAUCGCAGCCUCCAUCCUCACCAUCACGGCCAUCAGCGUGGAGCGCUACUACUACAUCGUCCACCCCAUGCGCUACGAGGUGAAGAUGACCCUGAAGCUGGCCUCAGCUGUCAUGGUCCUGGUCUGGGUGGCCUCAGCCCUGCUGGGGCUGGCCACUGUGUUCGGCUGGCCCAGCUACAGCAGCCUGAGCUCCGUCAGCGCCGCCCACUGCUCCCUCCACUGGAGCCACAGCGGCCACCACCGGGCCUUCUCUGUCCUCUUCACAGUGGCCUGUUUCUGCCUGCCUACUGCGGUCAUCUUCACUGUGUACUGUAACGUCUAUAAAGUGGCCCGCGUGGCGGCUAGACAGCAUGGACUGUUACCGUCCUGGACGGCCAGUCAUCCUAAACACCGCUCGGACUCCAUCAGCAGCCAGUCCACCAUCAUCACCACCCGCAGCGCCCCCAGGAGGCUGCACCACCACAGGCCCUUCGGCGGGGGCAAGGCCGCCCUUACCCUGGUGGUCAUUGUGGGCCAGUUCCUGCUCUGCUGGCUGCCUUACUUCUCCUUCCACCUGCACCUGACUAUCAACAACCCACCCAAAAUCCCCGCCGACCUGGAGGAGACCAUCACCUGGCUGGCGUACUCCUCCUUCGCCGUCAACCCUUUCUUUUACGGGCUGCUGAACCGCCAGAUCAGGGAGGAGCUGUGUAAGCUACGGCGCUGCUACUCCACCCAGCCCGUCGAGCUGGCCAUAUCCAGCGGCCACGAGGGCUCGGCCCACGAGAACUUCCUGCAGUUCCUCCAGAGGACCAGCUGUACGGUGGAGACCAGAGCCAGCUUCACCUGCACAUCCAGCCCCAGGAAAACCCUGGACCAGACUGGGCAGCAGACGGCUGGCUUCAGGAUACCUGGGCAGAUACCUGAGGAUUUCAGUUAAAACGCCCCUGAUAUACUAACCUGGUCCCCACUUAUAUACGGUCACUGUAUUGACACUGGUACCUGUCUGCUGUAAUGGCAGAAGAGUUAAGUUAAAACUGUUAAGCCUGGACAAGACUGGGCAGACGGCUGGGUUGAAGAUACCAUGGCAGAUACCUAAGGAGUUCAGUGAACAGUACUUGUAAAUACUGUACACAUGCCAUGCCACUGGCAUCUACUGUAGUUGACUGCUGUAAUGGCUGUGCCAACUGCUCCAGGACUACUGACCUAGAGCAGCAGCACUAGCCUGUUCCCAGAUCUGUUGGUGUUGUCUUGCCAACUCCUAUUUUUACGUGUGACAAUGGCCAAAGGAGUUGACAAGACAAAACAAACAGAUUGUACUAGACUACAUCAGCACUAGGACCAAUGAAGGACUUCAACCUCAAGCCAGUGGGGCAACAGUACUACCACCUACACACUGCCCUUAAUUUAAGACAGCACUUGGAAGGGACCACAAGUAGAGGGUUUUUCUUUUGAUGUUUCCAGUUUGUUAAUUUGAUUGAGUUUGUUCUGUAUCCAGAGAUGAGUCCAGACUCCAGCAUAUAACUGAAGUGCAUUAUGUCCUGAAAAAUACUGUUUUCUCAAUUAUGAAUUGUUCUUUCUAGCUACAACUACCACUAAUAGAGAGACUAAUACUGCUACCUACUACCAACCUUUCCAAUCACCUAUAUUACUACAUAUUCUACUACUACUACACAUCUACCAGUACAAAUGAAUACUUGAAUAAUUGUAUUUCCACUGUAUUAUAUAUUCACUUUCUAUUUAUUAUUUAUUCAAUGUGCAAUACAGGGAGCAUUCAACACUUUAAGUGUAACAGUUGAGUUAUUUAUAUUACACAAUAUCAAACUUGAUAAUUUUACUAUUCUCGGUUCUCGGUUGAGGUUUAAUUGCAAUAUUCAUAACUAUAUACAGUAUGUUUCUUACAAAACAAUAUGUUAUUAUAAGUUAUCAUAAAUUAAAGCACAUUGCA
This is a messenger RNA of Coregonus clupeaformis (lake whitefish), 3099 nucleotides long. Its product is annotated as probable G-protein coupled receptor. Gene Ontology annotation, molecular function: G protein-coupled receptor activity. The transcript is spliced from 4 exons. The record is from RefSeq and is a predicted model, not a curated record. Bases 778 to 2091 code for a protein of 437 amino acids. Gene Ontology annotation, cellular component: signaling receptor complex; plasma membrane; endosome. NCBI's taxonomy places the organism in Eukaryota, Metazoa, Chordata, Actinopteri, Salmoniformes, Salmonidae. Gene Ontology annotation, biological process: G protein-coupled receptor signaling pathway.